ACAAUAGUUGAGUUAGUUAUUUAACACCUCCGCUACACGUCUUUCAUCUGUGUUGGUAGGUGUACAAUUUCCAACGUACAGAAGACAAUGCAGUCGAUAAAAAGAAGUACUCUAUUAACCGGAUUGCCAGUUUCAAAAAAUCCUCAUAUUAUUCUAACAUCACUUUACAAGCGUAUAAUCAAAGUGCUUGCUCUAAUGCCUGAAGAAUCCAGUUAUCGUAGGCACACAAACGAAAUAGUACAGUCCAGACUGAACGCUGUACAAAAAAUUUCGGAUAUUCCCACUCUUGAAUCUACCAUUGAUUGUGGUCAAAUUGAAGAAGUUAUCGUACAGGUAGGUAUCGUUUAAUGCUUCAUUACUUUCACGAUUAGUAUUUGUAACGUUUUGUAUCUCGACCGUAUACGCUUAUUGGUGUAGUGAUACUAUCGAAUAAUUCAAGUGGCUUCCAGUAACCUCUCAGUUACCCACUAUCUCCGAACAAAUUUAUUAAGAAAUUAACACAAGUUCCCAACUCUUAGUUGUGUUGAAAGUGCUGUAACUAAUCUAAAAUGAGGUAGACAAGCAUCGCAUAAUGUAUUAAAUCCUUAAAUGUUUGAGGAUGAUGGUUCAUUUUUGGCUGCUACAUUGACUGAGAUAUAAGCUGGAAUCGGACGUAAACCCAUCUGAUUAGAGUCCAUCUCUAACCGUUUCAGUUCGCAAGAAGGGAAAAUAAUUCUUGUGUGUCAGGCACAAAGGUAUCAGUUUGGCUGAAAUAGUGUUUGAAAUAUUGACCUCAAUAACCGUCUGACAUUUAACUGGGUUUCAUGAACAGCAAACCCAGGAAAACCUUAUUGAUUUCAAAUGUGGUUGAAAAUGUGUAGAUCAAAUAUUUACCCUUUGUUGGGGCCGAUAGAUCCACAAAACUAAUAUUUUGUAAUUUUAUCUUAUCGAUUAACUUAUCGAUCAAAUGUUUGAAUAUUUGAAUAGCAGUCAAUUGAUAAACCUAUUGAUUAAAUGCUUAAAAAUAUCGAUUAUAUAUAUUUGUAUGAAUACGCUUGAUUUGUGUGCUUGACCUGGCGUUUUCUGGUUGCCUGUAGAAUACAAUUUCUACGCCUUAACAAGACUUCUUGAUCGCGUUAGCUGAGUCGGGGACAACGGACCAGAAUAGCCUAUCGAAAUUCUGAAUUCCUUGAUCUGAUCGAUAAGUCACUGCCCUCUAAUCAGCGGCCUUUGAGAUAUAACACCCUUCGCCAGGCAAACCUACCAAUGCUGGACUAUAAUGGCCCAAAGAGAAUACGAUUUAGCUCGUAAUAUGCUCAAAUGGAAGCCUUGGGAACCGCUCAUUGAAGAAGCUCCUCGCGAUCAGUGGAAAUGGCCACUUUAAAUAACCUUAUUUAAUAUUUUAGUAUACAAAGUACAAUGUAUUGUAGAUAUACAUUUUAUUGUACUACA
Messenger RNA from Schistosoma intercalatum, 1431 nucleotides. NCBI's taxonomy places the organism in Eukaryota, Metazoa, Platyhelminthes, Trematoda, Strigeidida, Schistosomatidae. The record is from the annotation of a GenBank genome assembly.